UGGAAGCUGGGGGGGGGAGAGAGGAGGCUUCUGCAACUUUGCGCUGCGCCGCGACUGUUUUCGUUGUUGUUGUUUGCGAAUUCCGCCUCUCUAUGAAUUCUCUCUCUGGACAUCUAUCUCCGUGACUGGCAGUUAUUAUCUUUAAGCAGCUGUCAAACAUGUUCAGCAUUCGGAAAGAGCUGGGCUGCCUUGGUUCACGGCAGUGUCAGUGAACCCCCUUUGCAAAUGCCUCUCUCCAACACCCCCCCCACCUGCCACAUCUUCCUAAAUUUUUUUUUUGCUUGAAGAUGUAGCGAAACCAACCGAGGAAUUACUGAUGGACUUUUUUUUAAUAUAUAUAAGAAAAAGAUAGGGGGAAGUCUUGGAUUUCUUUCUAUUGCAUGGGAGUGAGGAGGGAAAGCAACAUUUGCUGCAUCUGCUCAUAUGUCAGCUUUGAUUAUGCACUGCAUGUAGAACAACACAUGAUCUGGGAGGAGGACGGAGAUGUAAUAACUUGUUAGUGUGGGGUGGUUGUUGUUUUUUUUUAAGCGGGGGAGUGCUUCAGCGACCCAUGGGUCCAAAGUCUUCAUUGAAGUGGCAUCCUUUUGUCGGUUUGAAUUGAAGGCAUCGCUUGGUUGGGAACUGAUUCAAAGCCAAGUGUUUUCUCUCUCUCUCUCUUCCUCCUCUUACAUCGCUAGGAAGAGGAAAGGAAGCAGCUAUGAAGAGGAAACUGAUGUUCUACAUGAUGCAGUUGGUUCUCGUUUUGUUGGCGUGCUUCUCUGCAAGAUCAGCAUCGGUUGACCCCAAUGAAGAUGAAGCAAAAAAUAACAUCACCAUCUUUACAAGAAUUCUAGAUAGGCUUCUGGAUGGUUAUGAUAAUCGUCUGAGACCUGGAUUAGGAGACAGUACAACUGAAGUCUUCACAAACAUAUAUGUGACCAGCUUUGGACCAGUUUCAGAUACAGACAUGGUGAGUUCCCCAAAGCGAAAUAAAUUUUGGCAUGAAAUUAUUUUGUUAAAAAUAUUUUUCCCCAGCCAUUUUACAGAAAUUUCACAAGGAACCACUGAUAACGUGUCUUCUUAUUUCCCCCCUGUAGAUGCAUAUACAUCUUCAGAAGUGACCUACAAGUGGACCUUCAAUGCAUCUAAUUCAGUAGAAGUGGCUCCGGACGGUUCGAGGUUGAAUCAGUAUGAUCUCAUAGGGCAAACAAUUGGAGAAGAAACAGCUAAAUCAAGUACAGGUGAAUACAAAGUAAUGACAGCUCAUUUUCAUUUGAAGAGGAAGAUCGGUUAUUUUGUGAUUCAGACCUACCUCCCCUGCAUCAUGACAGUCAUCCUGUCCCAGGUGUCAUUCUGGCUGAACAGAGAAUCUGUCCCGGCAAGGACGGUCUUUGGAGUCACAACUGUGCUAACAAUGACAACUUUAAGCAUCAGUGCUCGAAAUUCACUGCCCAAAGUAGCCUAUGCCACAGCUAUGGACUGGUUUAUUGCUGUUUGUUAUGCAUUUGUAUUCUCUGCCUUGAUAGAAUUUGCCACUGUAAAUUACUUCACAAAAAGAGGAUGGGCGUGGGAUGGGAAAAGCGUAGUCAACGAUAAGAAAAAAGAAAAGGCAUCGGUUAUUAAGAAAAACAACGCCUAUGCAGUGGCAGUUGCCAAUUAUGCACCAAAUAUCACGAAGGACUCUGUUCUCCCCACAAUCUCCAAGAGCGCUACCACAACAGAACCCAACAAAGCCAAGCCGGAAGCCAAGCCACAGGAAGCAAAGAAAACCUUCAACAGUGUUAGUAAAAUCGACAGGAUGUCGAGAAUAGUUUUUCCAGUCUUAUUUGGUACUUUCAACCUAGUGUACUGGGCAACAUAUCUAAACAGGGAACCUGUCUUACAUGGGUUUUAGGAGCAAACCUUAACUUUAUGCUGAGGGCGUAUAACAUCAUUAUAAUCAGAUUGUUUUCCUAUGUACAGUACGACUAAUAACUGCUAACCCGUGAACCGAGAUGUACAGAAUGUAUAUAGGUAUCAUGUCCAUUUAUCUCCAAAGGAGGUGCACAGAGUUUAUUCAUGGGAUCUGUAAACAGAUGGCACCCAUGGCAAAUAUAGCCCGCUCUCCUAUCCGUGUGAGUUCUCCUAAACUGGUAUUCAAAUAAUGCUGAAUUAUAUCCAUACAACCGCAUAUGGUCCUACAUAACUAUUUAGUAACACUAUUUUUUUAAUUUAAAGUUUAAGAUAUUUUUCUAUAAAAUGACUGAUUCUACUUUAAUGCAAAGAAACUAUCAUUUAAAAGAGAAGGGUUUUUUUAUAAGAAGUAACCUUAAUUUCUUACGGUAGCAGUGCCCAUGUAAAUAUUACAGGUGUGUGGUGAGCUCAAGUAUUCUCUUAUUCGCAACCAUUAUGAAUGCAAGAUAUAUGUAAAGGCUAUUGGAAUGUCAGGGUUAAGCACCUCUUUACUUUUGAGUCAAGCGCUGAAGUUGCUGAUUAACAGUUAGAUCUGUGGUAGGGUCAGCACUCUGCCCCUGAAGCAAAAGGAUUGGGUGCUUGGGCAGGUCUCACAAGAAAAGAAAAGUUUCCAGCCUAGCCCCAAAGCUGGAUUCAUAUCAAUCAUUGUAGCAAAAGUGUUUUUUUCUUUCUUUCUGUCCAGUGCUAAAGUGUUUUAUAAAAGCAGUUGUGCAAUGUGGGGGGAGGGAUAUCGGGGGCAAGGGAAUGGAUGCUGAGCCAACCUCUCCGUGCCACACUGUGGUAGAAGUUGACAACAUACUUUUUAAAGAAUAAAAAAGUGAUGAUACACCAAAGUAAACAACACAAACUUGCUUGCUCCUAGUGAAAAACAUUGGCCAAUAUUCAUUCAGUCCUUAAUAGUUCUUCUAGCUGUUAACAGCUCCCUGAUUUGGGCCCAGGAGGGGUGGGUCAUAUGGCUCUUUUUCAAUAUGAAAAAAAAGAAUCAUAUGAAAAAAGCAUGUUUAGGGGCAGUGUUCAUUAAUAACAAUGACUUCAUACAUUAUUUUCUUGGCUAAUCACAGAUGUUUUCUAUGGUGAGCUUUACAGGCACUUCCUUACAUAGCAUUGCAUGGGCUGUUUUGGCUCUGAUAUAUUCAGGUAGAUAUAGAAAGAAAGGGAUGCUUGUCUGGCAAGUGGUACAGAACAAUCAAAGUAGGGUAUUUCUUUUUUGCUGCAGUUGCGCAGAGAAGCAGAACUUACUCCCAAAUAAACAUUCAGGGUCAGGGGUGUAAAUAGUGCACAGUAAGGUGAGAUCAGGUAUUAGAGUUGUUGUUUUGUAAUUCGUUGAUAUGCAGAAGGAGAGCUAUUCUCCUAAAUAAAUGGUAAACUCUGGAUCUUUCGGAUGAGCAGUCCUAGGGCUGGUUCACAUGUUACUACACUUGGUUGCUGUGCAGUUGACUACUUGCAGCUGAAUGUACAAAUGGAAUCCAUUGAUUCAAAGCUUGCCCACCUACAUGCAGAAGCUGUCUUCUGCUCAUGGAGGGGCUGUUUGGCACCAUACUCCGAAGCGUCGUAUGAGAAAAGCUGCUAUAAAACCUACCUGUUGAUGGCACUAGGAAAAUAACUGUGCAAACAUUUGCAGGUUAACACAAGUGAGAGCUUAUCUACAUUUACCUUUCCUCCACUGCUGUUUGUUGCACUCAGCUUUAAAGAGCGGAUUUAUGCUCUGGGGUGGGGAGAAAAGAGCUCUCAGACAUGAAACUUUAAAGCAUGGAACUGUCCCUGGAAAGGGAAGGGGCAAAAGUUGUGUGGAUAAGCCCUGGCUGUUUUAAUUCUGCUUAUGGGUCUUUGGAUUCAAUCCGUUUGUUUGAGGCAAUAGUGAGAAAUGUUAUAGCUGUGUUUUAUAUCGGCAGUGACCGUGCAUUCACAAAGGCAAGUCAUUCAUCCAGAUGUGCUCCCACAAAAAAUUCCAGGGACCCAGUACAGAUGUGAACACGUUUUUGCAAAUGGUUCAAUUUGCUCUUUGAAAUCUCACAAAGAGCACCAUUCCAGAUUCUUAGCUGUAGGUUUACAAGGUUACCUAGUAACAUAUUGCACAUAGUAGCCAUUCACGAGACAAUUUUAAGUAUUAAUCCCGUCUUGUGAAUUGAAACUUUUAUAAAUUAAAGAGAAGAAGAAAAAGCCAAAUGUCCAGAAAAAAAGCUUUCAGAUACUCUUCAGGGUUUAAGCAUAUUGGUAAUAUAAAACUUCUGUGUACAACUUUUCUGAAGUACAGUUUCCAUGAAAUCUGCCUUAAAAGGUUAACUUCGUGUAUCCAUAGCAGCCACUGGAAACCGUUCUUUGGGAUUUCGUUUUCAUGAGGGGGUCCUCAUGAUUAAAGAUUAUUGCUGCUUUUGUAAAUUGCAAGCUUACACUUUGCUGGCAUAAAUUUACAAUGACUUUAUAUAUUAGAAAUAAUUUUGCUAAGAGGAGGUCUUUUUUUUUAAGAAAAGAAAAUCCAGUGCAUCAUCAAUACUUAAAUGCAAACGGAAACAAAACUGGAGCCUCUGUUUGCAAAUUUUGUAUAAUAUUUAAUAUUGAUCCAUUAACUAUUUCUCAUGAAACCUUUGCAAAUAUUCCUUAUACCCCCCCCAAAAAAGGCCCUGUAAAUCAUACUACCAUAAAUAAUUGUGUACUGUAUUUAGAUUUUAAUAAUACAUUUGGCCAGUCAAAGGUAUUUUGAUUCACGUACAUAUUAGCAGUUAUUAGUUGACCUUAAAAAAAGAUCCACCUUUCUGAUGGUGUCUUUAUAGUAGAAGCAUAUGUAGUCGUAUAGUGUCAUUUAUUGCAGUUUUGUACAGUACUUGAGUAUAGUGCAUAACUAGAUAUUGCAAAGUUUAACAACACUGUUUAAAUAUUUCUAAAACAAUUUUAAAUUACCUUAAGAGGUGGAAAAACACAUGCACAAAAUCAAACGAUAUUUCCAUUUGCUGUUUUAUUUUCUGUAUUGUUUCAUUUUCCUUUAACGUGGUUAUGGUCUUUACUCUGCAUGAGAAAUAUUGAUGGCAAGGUCACAAAUGCAUUUUAUUGGUUAGAACAUUGAGGUAAAAUAGAUCUUCUGAGAUUAAUAGUUCCAUCCUUUACAUGUAAACUCAGAAGUAACCCCACUGAGUUCAGCAGGACUUACUCCAAAGGUGACCAUGUGUAGGGUUGCAGCCAAAAUCAGGUAAGAUACUUAACACAAUGAGAAUAGGUUGAAAGGAUAGAACAUUACCUUCCCCAUAAUGUAUACAUUUGAUCCCCUCUAAUCAAUUCAUCCUCUUCAGUAACAGUAGUUGGGGAAAAUGAGCACUUUAUUUGAAACAUUAAAAUAGAAAAAAAAUAUCCUUAUUUUCAUACCUAUUUAUAUAUAACGUAGAUCUGUGUAGUACAGAAAUGUGUGAUAAAGUUGUGCAAGGUUUGAAGGCAAGCAAUAAAAAAAAGUUAUUCAUGGUACAGUUAUACAUAUCUUUAAAAAAUGUUUUAUCUGUAAAAUAUAAAUAUACCCUUUGAUGCUACAUUUUCCAGGUACAAAUAAAUAUAUAAAUAUGUACAUAUGUAAAGCACUUGUAAAUACUAGUAAUAUAGACAAUUUUAUUCAAUUUUAUCUUUGAUUUUGGCAAAGGGCUCUGACAGCAUGACUUUAAAGCAAGGCCCAUCUCAUCAGUUCUUGUCCUGUUUAAACAUUACAUUCUUGGGAGAAUUCUCAAUCUGUAUUAAUAUCAGGUAUAUACAAGCCCACUGCUGCUUGUCGGGGGAAGAAAAUAACUACCAUAUUUUGUUGGCUGUGACAACUCUCUUUUUGGCUACCCAAUUCAGAUUUCAUUCCAAGGGUGGACCAGGUGGUUAGAGACACGAUGUACCCAAGUAAUAUGAUAACAGUCCAGUUCAUUUGUUGCUUUCUUCCCACUGCAAAGAGCACAGGAGAUCCAGAGUUUGUGGUCAGUGGGUUGUGAGAGCACCUAGGAAUGUAAUAAUUGGAGCUUUGUUGCUGGUGUGCGGUGUGCAAGCUCUUUUAUUGCCAAACGCUAUGUGCUUUCAAUCUCAUUAAUUACCAUGGCAGCUGAACAGCUCUCAGUACUGCAUAGGACUGGGCCUUGAAAUAAGGAGGCCAAUGACUAUAUUUUACAUCCUACAUGUUUCGUGUAAUCUAGGUGGACAGCUGAGAUGUUUUUCUCUUAAACAGUAUAAAAUCAGAACUUUGCCUUCUAGAAAUUGGCAGAGGGAUGAGUUUAGCAUUGGUUACUCAGUAAGGCACGCGUUCUUAAGGAACAGUAGACCCAUAAAGAAACCUACAGAAUCAAGGAGGUUCCUCCUGUUCUUCCUUUGGAUCAGUGUUAAUAUACGUGCAAAAUGCAAUUCCUAUUUAUGGAUAACGGUUGGUUUUGUAAAUUCAGUCUGCACAAAGGGACCUAUCUUCACCCUGUUGCAGUUGUCAGAACUGUUGGAAGCCAAAGCUAGGAAUGUUGACUUAAACAGAACUAUUUAAUACAGUCUGUCAUAUGUCUGAACACUUAGUAUACAAUCCUAUGCACACUUAGCUGGAACUGUAAGCCCAUUUGAACAUCAUGGAACUUAUUUCCAAGAAAACAUGCAUUAAAAAAUCGAACUAACCAUGAACCAUGAACAUCCAUAAUUAAACAGAACAUAAAUUCAAAUAUCACAUUUCAAAGCUUCCUAGAAUAAGGAAGUCUUUGUCAUGCACCUAAAGUUCAGCAAGGAGAGGGCCCUCUCUAAUUGUAAAUUGGGAGGGAGUUGGGCCCACAACAAUGAAUGCACAGCUUCUAGUAGUUACAAGCUGUGUGUCUGAACCAUGAGGGACUACCAAUAGAGACUCUCCCCAAGAUCCCUUGUGAUUGGGCAGGGAUAUAAAGGAUCAUCUGGUCCUUAAGAUAUCCUGGACUCAAGUUGUUAAGGACCUUGUAAAUUCGAGCCUGGAACCUGGUCUGGUAACACACGGGCAGCCAGUGCAGUAGUAUGUCCCCAUCAGUGGAAGUAGUUUACAUCUACACUAAUAACAAUAAUAAACACCAUAGAAUAUUAGUAGAUUCACUGCAAAGGCACAAACCAUAGCUUUGCUUAUACCCAGGGGUCAGCAAACUUUUUCAGCAGGGGGCCGGUCCACUGUCUCUCAGUCCUUGUGGGGGACCAGACUAUGAGGGGGG
Podarcis muralis (Common wall lizard) is the source of this 7094-nucleotide messenger RNA. The record is from RefSeq and is a predicted model, not a curated record. Lineage: Eukaryota; Metazoa; Chordata; Lepidosauria; Squamata; Lacertidae.